GCGGGCAACACGACUAGAGUUUUAAGUCGUAGGAACGCGCGAGCAGAAAGUUCAGCACGCGUGAAUCAACAUUUUUACCCGUUCAAAUAAAUAAAUUAAAAUUCUCUGAAAUUCUGACAAAUUGUUGGCAGAUUUAAAGAUAUUGUAUUUAGGAAUGGAGCGUAUCGAAGAGAGAAUGACAAGCUCGGAAAUAAUGAAAAAAGUUGAACCACUGGACAUCAUGGCUCUUGAAAUCCCGGAUAUUGUUGAACAUGUCACGAAGUUCUUGUCCAAUUCUGACCUACUGACCUGCACCUUGUUGAAUAAAACAUGGGAAAAAGAGGCUCGCAAGAAGCUCUUACGAAACGUAUUGCUGGAUUUGUCUUCGCCAUCGGUCAAGAAAGAGUUUGCUCAGAAUUUGGCAUGUUACACCGAAGCAAUGCAAACUCGAGGGGCAUAUCAUUCGAAAUUGCGAAUUGGGGGGAUAAAAUCCGUCCAUGAAAGCAACGUUCUGUGGUAUUUAAUGAACCGGCAAUUGAGAGAGACGUGGCCAUUUUUUCCUGGCAAAUGGACAAAUUAUUUCCUUGAAAUGCUUGAAUCCGGGAUGAACGGACCGAAAGGACCAAAAUGGUUUAGUGAUGUGAAGUCGCCACCCGCAGGAUAUUUUGAUGAGCAGGACAGAUUUCUUGUCUUCUCAGAAUUGAUUGGAUUACACGUGAAAGAGUUAUCCGUGAUUUGGCCUUCACCAAAAGAUGUGACAUACUUUACGGAAGUGCUGAGCAAAUUUACUAAACUAACUCAGCUAGAAUUGGUUAUCACUGUUCCAAUGGAUAAAGAAGAUUUUGAAGAUGUAAACUUUUCUCCAAUAGACCCUCGACUUGCAAGUUUAACAACCAAAUUUCCAGCCGGAUUCGUUCUGUCAUCCGUGCAAAGAUUGAUGAUCAAAUUCGACUACGAUUCUCACAGCGAAUUGGUACAUUUUUUCAUCAAAGAAAACGUAGAAGACUUGGCUGGAUCUAUUUUGGAACUUUGUCCAAAUAUGGAAUGCCUUCAUCUAGACGGUUUCGGCAAAAUAUUUGGACAAGAAAUUGGCCGUGACGCGUCUCGUUUCGCAAAGUUGAGAGAAGUCAACUUUGACCUUGUGGAUGAUCACCAAGUCGGCAUUUUAUCUUUGCCAUGUCCUCUUCGUGUUAUCCACGUGCAUUUUGGAAUGGCCAACGGAUUGCAGGGACUGCAAGAAAUUUUCAGCAAAUUUUCAAAUACUUUGGAGGAUUUCAAGAUGGGGGUGGACAUGGUCCCGUGGGAAACUUUGGAGCCACAAGCUGGGCGCCUAGCUUUGAAAAGAUCAACGAUUUUUAUUCCAAAAAUGCCAAAGUUGAAAAAAAUUCAUAUCAGCGUCGCGAUGACUUUUACACCCCUGGGCAUCGUGUCUACGGCAGAACAACGAGAAAAAUUGUUACGUUCGCCCUGCCGACCAGCUUACGAUUUUGUUUUUGAAACGGCUACCGGGAACCAGAAGAUUGACUAUGAUUCACAGUUCCCAUGUUUGACCACAAUUGUGAUUAAAAGUGGUUGCCGCUUCACUAUUGAUGGCCCGCGCAAGCACAACGUUUUGCAUGAUUUCUUCAUCCCACAAAUCCAGCCUCCUUGCACCACCGUCCGGUUUUUGGAUAUCGAUUACCCUGCCGAGGACAAAGAAUUUCUUGAUCGGAACUCAGAUUGUGCGACUGGAUGUGACUGCUGGAUUUGGAAAAAUGACAUCACUCAAUUGUACAAAAGGAUGGCAGAAACUUUCCCGAACGUGAUGGAUGAACGGUUCACUCCGUUUCGCAAGUAGGACUUCUUUAAGCAACAGACGACAAUUAAUACUUGUAUUCAUUUCAUCUUUUUUCAUUAUGUUUGCAUUAGUUUUUUUGCUCAUUGGAUUAUUUUUUCGAAUCCAUAUUUUUCUUUAUCAGCUCUUGCUGCUUUAUUUAGUUAAUUAACUUGUUGAAUAAUUGGACUUGGUAAAAAAUGAAUUGCUGUUUAGUAGAAUGUUCAUGUUUGAGAAAUAACUUGCUGUAUGUAUUAUUGAUUUAAUUGAAUAAACCAUUGCAAAAAGGGUAUAAUAAA
This is a messenger RNA of Folsomia candida, 2091 nucleotides long. RefSeq lists its product as uncharacterized. NCBI's taxonomy places the organism in Eukaryota, Metazoa, Arthropoda, Collembola, Entomobryomorpha, Isotomidae. The transcript has 6 exons. The record is from RefSeq and is a predicted model, not a curated record. The coding region runs from base 155 to 1816 and encodes 553 amino acids.